AUGACUACAGUUGAAAAAAUAAAGGCCAUCGAAGAUGAGAUGGCCAAAACACAAAAGAAUAAAGCAACAUCUUUUCAUUUGGGUCAACUAAAAGCAAAAUUGGCCAAAUUAAGAAGAGAGUUGUUAACAGAUGGAUCUUCUGGUGGUGGAGGAGGAGGUGUUGGUUUUGAUGUUGCGAGAACUGGUGUUGCUACAGUUGGGUUUGUGGGUUUUCCAUCCGUUGGUAAAUCAACUCUAUUAUCAAAGUUAACAGGUACUCAUUCAGAAGCUGCUGCAUAUGAAUUCACAACUUUAACUACUGUUCCAGGAACUAUCAAAUAUAAAGGUGCCAAAAUACAAAUGUUGGAUUUACCAGGAAUUAUAGAAGGUGCAAAAGACGGUAAAGGUAGAGGUAAACAAGUUAUUGCAGUUGCCAGGUCAGUCAAUUUAUUAUUUUUGGUCCUUGAUGUCAACAAACCAUUACAACAUAAAAGAAUAAUAGAACAUGAAUUAGAAGGAAUGGGGAUAAGGAUAAAUAAAGAACCACCAAAUAUUGUAAUAACGAAAAAGGAAAGAGGAGGAGUUAAUAUAACGAACACUGUUCCUUUAACACAUUUGGAUAAUGAUGAAAUCAGAGCAGUAAUGUCUGAAUAUAAAAUAAAUAGUGCAAACAUUGCAUUUAGAUGUGACGCAACAGUUGAUGAUUUAAUUGAUGCAAUUGAAUAUAAAGCAAGAAAAUAUAUACCUGCAAUCUACGUGCUAAAUAAAAUUGAUUCAUUUUCAAUUGAAGAAUUGAAUCUAUUAACCAAAAUACCCGACGCUGUUCCCAUAUCUUCGGCAAAUGGAUGGAAUUUGGAUGAUUUGUUAGAAGUAAUGUGGUCAAAAUUGAAAUUAGUUAGAGUAUACACAAAGCCCAAAGGUAAAUUACCUGAUUUCAGUGAACCUGUUGUUUUGAGGAGUGAUAGAUGCACAGUUGAAGAUUUUUGUAAUUCUAUCCACAAGUCUUUGGUAGAGGACUUUAGAAAUGCAUUAGUUUAUGGUACCUCAGUUAAGCAUCAACCACAAAUUGUUGGUUUAAGUCAUGAAUUAGAAGACGAAGAUGUUAUAACUAUAUUGAAAAAAUAA
Molecule: messenger RNA, 1104 nt
Organism: Lodderomyces pseudojiufengensis
Lineage: Eukaryota; Fungi; Ascomycota; Pichiomycetes; Serinales; Debaryomycetaceae
Gene: DRG1
Product: GTP-binding protein
Exons: 1
Coding region: 1-1104 (367 amino acids)
Biological process (GO): cytoplasmic translation
Cellular component (GO): cytoplasm
Molecular function (GO): GTP binding; GTPase activity
Source: RefSeq, a predicted model, not a curated record